This is a messenger RNA of Tupaia belangeri chinensis (Chinese tree shrew), 2526 nucleotides long. RefSeq names its product zinc finger protein interacting with ribonucleoprotein K. Gene Ontology annotation, cellular component: nucleoplasm. The transcript has 4 exons. Gene Ontology annotation, molecular function: RNA polymerase II cis-regulatory region sequence-specific DNA binding; DNA-binding transcription repressor activity, RNA polymerase II-specific. Lineage: Eukaryota; Metazoa; Chordata; Mammalia; Scandentia; Tupaiidae. The record is from RefSeq and is a predicted model, not a curated record. Bases 23 to 1447 code for a protein of 474 amino acids. Gene Ontology annotation, biological process: regulation of immune system process; negative regulation of transcription by RNA polymerase II; regulation of cytokine production.
UCCAAUUUCUUUGUGACAUUCAAUGUGUCCUUGGAUGCCAAGUCAUGCAUUUCAGAGUACCAAGUAUUUAUUUCCUCUGCCUCACUGGGGUGACACCAGGUUUCAGAUCCACAUGACUACAGAAGCACCUGUGGACACUACACAUGACUGUGUGACCUUUGAGGACGUGGCCAUUUACUUCUCUCAGGAAGAGUGGGGACUCCUUAAUGAGGCUCAGAUAUGCCUGUACCUUGAUGUGAUGCUGGGGAACUUUGCACUUAUAACCUCAUUGGGUUAUGAGCAUGGCGCAGAGGACACGGAGGCAACUUCUACACAGAGCAUUACAGUUGAAGAAGGGUUGCAGGGCAGGACUUCAAAGGCUGAUUCAUCCAAUCAGAAGACUCACCCCUUUGACAUGUGUGUCCCAACCUUGAAAAACAUUUUGCACCUGGCUGAGCUACCUGAGCAGACACCGUACUUGUUUGGAGCACGUACAAAUGUUCACCAGUGCCAGAAGCAUUACACUGUCAAGAAACCAUUGAAAAGGGACCUGGACAGUGCCUCUUUUGUGACAAGCUACAGAUUCUGUAUGUCAGAAAAGUCAUUCACCAGAGAGGAGAUUUGGAAAGAUUUCCCAGCCACAUUGUGCCUUCUUCAGCCCCAGGCCAUCCCUAGAGGUGGGAAGCCAAACAAAAUAUCUGAGUGUGGGGAGGCCUUUCAUGGUGGAAAAAGUCAUUAUAAGUUAGGUAAAUACAGGAAAGCAACCAGCCACAGCACUCUUGUUCACAGCCAGAGAGACUACACUGGAAAAGGGUUUUAUGAGUGUAGAAAAUGUCAGAAAGUGUUCCAUGACAAGAACUCAUUUGUUCAGCAUCAAAGGACUCACACCAGGGAAAGGCUUUAUCAAUGUGGCCAGUGUGGGAAAUCCUUUAUCCAAAGAGCUCACCUCAUUAUACACCACAGAGUUCACACUGGAGAAAGACCCUACAUGUGUGGCGAGUGUGGGAAAUCCUUUAGUACAAAAUGUAUCCUUGUUGAACACCAGGUAGUUCAUACUGGAGAAAGGCCUUAUGAGUGUGAGGAGUGUGGGAAAGCCUUUAGGUAUAAAUCUAAUAUUAUUCGGCACCAGAGAACUCACACUGAGGAAAGGCCUUAUCAGUGUGGUCAAUGUGGAAAAGUGUUCCGUGAAAAGUACUCACUUGUUGAGCAUCAGAGAACUCAUACUGGAGAGAGGCCUUAUCAAUGUGGCCAGUGUGGAAAAUCCUUUAAGCAAAGAGCUCACCUUAUUGUGCAUGAGAGAGUUCACACUGGAGAAAAGCUCUAUAAGUGUGGCGAAUGUGGGAAAUCCUUUAGUCGAUGUUCCAACCUUAUUGAUCACUGCAGAAUUCACACUGGAGGAAGGCCUUAUGAGUGUGGUGAUAUAGGGAAUCCUUUAGUGGAAAGUCUGGUCUUAUUUAACACCAGGUAAUUUGUACUGGAGAAGAACUCUGAAUGCAGUGAAUGUGGGAAGUCCUUUGGACAAUUCUGACCUAAGUUACCACCAUAAAUGCCACACCAUCAAAAAGCCUCAUGAAAGCAACAAAUGUGGGAAAGCCUUCAGCCUGAGAUAAAGUUGUUUAGUAUCACCAGAUCUCCAUUUAAACUUGCAGGAAUGUGUUUUCUCUUUGGUUAGUGUAUGCAUUAUGAGAAAGCCCUUGUAAGGGACCUAUCUGUGUGAUGUAUAGUCAGCCAUCCCUACCACCUGAUUCUACACUGAGGAUUCAACCAAUCAGUUCAGAAAUUUUAUGUUGUUGCUGAUGUGUAUCAUACAGUGAGCCUAUGAAAUUCUGUCUGUAUAGAAAACACAUCCUUUUUCUUGUCAGUAUUCCAUAAUACAGUAUAACAACUAUUUAUAUAGCAUUUACAUUGUAUUAGGUAUAAGUAAUCUAGACAUGAUUUAAUGUAUACAGGAGGAUGUGUGUAGGUUACAUGCAAAACUGAUGUCAUUUUAUAGGAGAGACGUGAGCAUAUUAAGAUUUUGGUUUUCUGGGGUGAGAGGGGUGGGGUUCCUAGAACCAAUUUGCCGUGGAUACUGAAGGCUGGUGUACUUCCAAAUUCUAGAGGGUGAGAUUUCACAUGCAUUCCAGGCAUGUGUGAUUCUUUUACCAGGUACUUUGCAUAUUCUAAACUGCUGGGGGCUUUUGCCAGUUACAUCACUACUGUCUUCCCUGGUAGAAAUUGUUUUAUCUGUAGUCACUUUGAUGUGCUGAGGCAAUCCAGACAUGUUUCUGUAUCCUAUUCCCUGGAGGAAAUAUUUAGUAGCUUGAGCCUUUAGGGCAACUUUAUUCCCUUUUAUGACUGAUAAUGCUGUAGAUCUAAUCCUGUUUUAGCCAAGAAAACUCAGUUGAUUCAGGUAGAGGCUGGCAGGGAAAGAAAGCCUUUGAGGAAAUUGUUAGUUUUGCAUGACACUCUUUGAUGUUUUCAGUUUCCCAACAUAUCAACUGAUAUCUCCCUGCCUCACAUUGCUCUGGUUUGUACCCUAAUAAAGGCCUUAUUUCAAUUCCUUAA